Limanda limanda (common dab) is the source of this 2377-nucleotide messenger RNA. RefSeq names its product oligodendrocyte myelin glycoprotein b (gene omgb). Gene Ontology annotation, molecular function: protein binding. Gene Ontology annotation, biological process: neuron projection regeneration. The transcript is spliced from 2 exons. The record is from RefSeq and is a predicted model, not a curated record. Lineage: Eukaryota; Metazoa; Chordata; Actinopteri; Pleuronectiformes; Pleuronectidae. The coding region runs from base 1 to 1485 and encodes 494 amino acids.
AUGCGCUCCAUUUCUCCUCACCCCCCCACCCCCUCUCCAAAAACCAGCACCCCACCCCUCCCAUCUCUGCACUUCUACAGCACAAGACAAGUAUUCACCAAGCACAGUGGUGAUGUGACUUUUGGAGGUAGUGGUGCAGGACAAACACUAAUAUCCUUGCCCUCUUCCCUUUCUUCUAGCAGGUAUGUUCUCCUGAGGAUCUCCCCCCCAGCCGCCCUCCUGGGACUCCUGGUUGGCUCGUUGCUCGGGAUGCACGCCCUGGCCGUGUGUCCCUCCAUGUGCUCCUGCAGCCGCAGCCACAGGGAGGUGGACUGCUCCUGGAGGGGUCUGAGGCAGCUGCCCGACGGCCUGCAGCACAACAUGCGCUCCCUCAACUUGUCCCACAACCGCUUCCAGCACCUGGACCACCGGCUCACCGUGUACACCCAUCUCCGCGUCCUGGACUUGUCUCACAACCGGCUGAGCCACCUGCCCGCCGGCUUGCCUCGCUCCCUCUGGCAGCUCCACGCCGCCUCCAACCACCUCCAGCUGCUGGACAAGAACGACACCGCCUAUCAAUGGAACCUGCGACUGCUGGACCUCUCCAACAACAAGCUGGAGCGGGCCACCUUCAUCAACAACACGCUGAUCAACCUUUGCACCCUCAACCUGAGUCACAACCACUUCUGGACCUUGCCCACCAACAUGCCCGUGCAGCUGGAGGCCGUCGACCUCUCGCACAACUUGCUGGUGAAGGUGCUGCCCGGCUCCCUGGACCGGCUGCCCAGACUGACUCACCUCUACCUGCACGCCAACCGCUUCGCCACGCUUCCCUCUGGAGUGCUGGACCAGAUGACAUCACUCCGAGUCAUCGCUCUGGGCAACAACCCUUGGGCCUGUCACCUGUACGACAACAUCACCUACGUGCUGUCCUGGACUCAGCACACCCCCGCCCGCGUCCUGGGCUGCCCCUGCCACACCGAGUCAGUCUGUGGGGGGGCGCAGCCGGGCAGGACUGGAGGGUGGCACUUUGCCUCCUACAACCCGCCCCCGUUGGUAGCGGGCGCCCAGGACGUGAGCUCCCUGCCCCCGGGGGCCGGCGUUACCGAGUGGUGGUACUUGUCUGUGUCUGCACCCCCCCCACACUCCCAGAUGGAACAUCACCCUUUCACAGACACACCAGUCAGCAUCCAGGAUCACAUGCUCCACACUCAUCCUCGUCUCUUUCCUGGCACCGGCGAAGACUCACCCCCUGACUCACUCACUUCCGCUUUUUCUGACACGAGCGUCGUUACCGAAACACCCGUCGGGCCUGACAUGACCCUGCCCGUAGGUCAGUUCUUUACCACAGAGAGCCCCUUCGCCAAGACAAAGAAGACCACCACGCUUCGCACGAGGAGCGUGAGGAGGCCAAAUCAGUCCCACCCGAGGGGGGGCAGCUCCUCCUCGCUGCCUCUCCUUCACAACCUGGGGCUCCUGCUUCUCGUUCUGCAACACGUGCUCUGAGAGAGAAACGGAGCAGACCGACCACCGAGUGAUGAGCCUACAUUUCAGUUUACAGAAACAAACCACGGAUGUAGUUUGUCGAUCACCAUCAGCAUUUACCAUAGAAAUGACCGACUUUAGGAUCAGUGUCAUAAUGCCUGCUAUGCUGAGAAUGCUACGUUGCUAAUUAUAUAUUUCUACAUUAAAAAACAUCACUUUAGCUUUCUAACAAGGCUCUUUACAGGCCUCCCUUUGAAUGCCUCUGAUUUAAAAAGAGAAAUACCAUUGUAAUGAAUACAGCUAAGCACAUGAUGGCACUAUACAUUCAGCUACCAGUUUAUUAUGUAACUGAAUGGGGCCCUGGUGCUCGUCCGCAGCUACAGUCCAUCGAUUUCCAGGCUGACUGAGGUGUUUUCUGGUCUAUAGCACACAAAUUAUUGUCUUUUUUUUCAAAUUUUCUACAACUGUUGGCUGAAACUGUCAUGUUGUUAUUAUAUAAUUAUUUUGGUGGAAAAUAUAUGACACUCAGAGCCCUUAUUUAAGCCUCUGGGUGACUCAGAUUAUUUUCCUAGAUGUGCUUGAUCCCUCAACCUGCUUGUUUCAUGUUAGAAAUCAUAUCACACACCACGAAAGAAGCCUGUCCUGGGGGAUGUUUUUAAUAAAGCAGUCAUGGCAUGUAUGUAACAGGAAGCUGCAUAGACUCUGCGGUGCAGAGGGCAAACAAAUGGACAAUGCUGUGUCACUAUCUUCAACAAACUCCCAAGUAGCGCGUCUGUAUUUUGAUCACAUCGCCGACUUAAGUGUCCUUCAUGAUUCAGUGGCGCUCGUGAAAAUUAUCUGCAUGGUGAUUGAACGUUCCAGGAAUGCUAACCUACUGCUAUAUUGCUGCAGAGCAUUAAAGCACAAGACAUUU